This is a messenger RNA of Colletotrichum fioriniae, 525 nucleotides long. RefSeq lists its product as uncharacterized. The record is from RefSeq and is a predicted model, not a curated record. NCBI's taxonomy places the organism in Eukaryota, Fungi, Ascomycota, Sordariomycetes, Glomerellales, Glomerellaceae.
AUGAAGUUUCUCAACGCUCUUCUCACGUUGUCGGCCCUGGCGGUCAGCAUCGACGCCUUUCCGGUCUCGGUAACCAAAAAAGAGGAUGCCCAGACUUUCCAUGAUAUGUCUCUGCAUGACACUGGCAUCAUAGCCCGCCAAGCCCAGCCUCUCCAGCCUCCUCCGUCGGCCUUGAAUCUCGACGCGACACCUGAGGACGACAUGGACGAAUUCGAAGAGGUCGAGGAAGUUGACGACGUCACAAAUCCAGGCGAAGUCGAAGCCGAGGGCAAGAAAAAGAAGAAGAAGAAGAAGAAGGGCAAGAAGAAGGGCAAGAAGGAGAAGAAGCCCGAGAAGCCGGAUGCCAUUCCGGCUGCUGGAGCUCAACCUCCCGCAGCUGGCGCCCAGCCCGUCCCCGCUGCCGGUGCCGCUCCGGCCGCUGCCCCAGCCAAGGCCCCUGCUCCCGGAGCACCUGCAGCCGCUGGUCCCCCACCCGCCCCGGCGCCGGCGGCUCCUCGCUCGGUUGCUAAGGCAUUCAAGGCCUAG